Molecule: messenger RNA, 600 nt
Organism: Lasiodiplodia theobromae
Lineage: Eukaryota; Fungi; Ascomycota; Dothideomycetes; Botryosphaeriales; Botryosphaeriaceae
Product: Copper transporter protein
Exons: 2
Coding region: 1-600 (199 amino acids)
Biological process (GO): intracellular copper ion homeostasis; copper ion transmembrane transport
Cellular component (GO): plasma membrane
Molecular function (GO): copper ion transmembrane transporter activity
Source: RefSeq, a predicted model, not a curated record
AUGCAGAGACGUCACGACGAUGGGACAGUGACCAUGGAACUGGGCAGUCACAGCGGCCACAGCUCCAGCUCGAGCAGCAGCAGCAGCAGCACGAUGUCUAUGGUCUUCGCCAACGCCGUUAACACGCCGCUCUACACCAAUUCCUUCACCCCGUCAACGAUUGGCCAGUACGCGGGCAUCUGCAUCUUCCUCAUCGUCCUGGCCGCCAUCUUUCGCGGACUCUUUGCGGUGAAGCAGAAGCUCGAGGAGCGGUGGCUGACGCAGGCGCUUGAGCGGCGUUACAUUGUGGUAGCAGACAAGCAGCCGGCGGCGGAGCGCAUCGAGCGCGACGACAGCUCACGCAGCGCCGUGCUGACUGCGAACGGCGUCGAGGAGCGCGUCACCCUCGCUCACCGGCUCGGCGGCGGCUCCGUGCAGCCGUGGCGCUUCACUGUCGACCUACCGCGCGCGGCCGUGGUUACAGUCAUCGUGGGCGUGGGCUACUUGCUGAUGCUCGCUGUGAUGACGAUGAAUGUUGGCUAUUUCCUAUCCGUCCUCGGUGGCACCUUCCUGGGAGAGUUAGCGUUUGGGCGAUACUCGCAGGCACCCGACCACCACUGA